Molecule: messenger RNA, 2385 nt
Organism: Ricinus communis (castor bean)
Lineage: Eukaryota; Viridiplantae; Streptophyta; Magnoliopsida; Malpighiales; Euphorbiaceae
Product: pentatricopeptide repeat-containing protein At4g25270, chloroplastic
Exons: 1
Coding region: 1-1707 (568 amino acids)
Biological process (GO): RNA modification
Molecular function (GO): protein binding; RNA binding
Source: RefSeq, a predicted model, not a curated record
AUGUUAUUUAUGAUUAUAUGGCUUAAUUUGGGCGCGGUUGUGAUCGUAAAUAUCUCGUAUCAAGCAAUAAAUAAAAGGAAAAUUCAUUCAAAACAAACUCCCUCCAUUUUACAAUUCUUUUCUGGGAAAAUGAGGAGCAUUAUGCAACCACAAAUUUUACACACGCCUUCAAUGAUCCUCCACUACGCUUCCAGUAGCAAGAAACGCAGGAAACAAAGACAACUCAACCGGAUACAGAAGAAUGAUUUCUACCAAAACAGAAAUGCCAACGGCCUCUCUUUUCCAGUUCCAUCUCCUACUCCCCUUCUAAUUAAUCUUAAUACUUAUACACAGACCAAACUACAAGCCUUAGAUGAUGUCAUUAAAGACCUCGAAUCCUCUAUCGGAAAGGGCAUAAAGAUCGAUACCCAGAUCAUCUCUUCUCUCUUAGAAACUUGCUAUCGCUUAAAUUCUAUUGAUCAUGGUAUGAGGAUUCACCGCCUGAUACCCACUUCCAUUUUACGUAAAAACACUGGCGUUUCUUCCAAGCUGUUGAGGCUUUACGCGUCGUGUGGAUACAUGGAUGAAGCACACCAAAUGUUUGACGAAAUGUCUAACAGAGAUGAGUCUGCUUUUGCUUGGAAUUCGCUUAUUGCAGGCUAUUCUGAAUUGGGUCUAUACGAAGAUGCUAUUGCACUUUACUUUCAGAUGGAUGAAGAAUAUGUUGAACCAGAUGAGUUCACAUUUCCUCGUGUGUUAAAAGCUUGUGGUGGACUUGGCUUAAUUCAAGUCGGAGAGGCUGUUCAUAGAGAUUUAAUUCGUUUAGGGUUUGCAAAUGAUAGAUUUGCUUCAAACGCGCUUGUUGAUAUGUAUGCAAAAUGUGGUGACAUUGUUAAAGCUCGAAGCAUUUUUGAAAAAAUGGCUUCUAAGGACUCUGUUUCCUGGAAUUCCAUGCUCACUGGUUAUGUUCGUCAUGGGCUCAUUAUAGAGGCAUUCCACACUGGUCGUAGGAUGCUUCAAGAUGGACUUGAAUUGGAUUCAGUGGCAAUUUCGUCACUUUUAGCAAAUGUAUCUUCUUUCAAACUAGGAGUUCAAAUUCAUGGAUGGAUUCUUAGAAGAGGAAUGCAAUGGGAUUUGUCCAUUGCAAACUCUUUGAUUGUUAUGUACUCGAGUAAUGGCAAGUUGGUGCAAACCCGUUGGUUGUUCGAUAAUAUGCAGGAGAGGGAUGUUGUAUCAUGGAAUUCUAUAAUAUCUGCUCACUGUAAGGACCCUCAAGUAUUAGCUUACUUUGAGAGGAUGGAGAAUUCUGGAGCUUUUCCUGACAAUAUCACAUUUGUGUCAGCACUAUCGGCUUGCGCUCAUUUGGGUUUAGUGAGGGAUGGGGAGAGGUUAUUCACAUUGAUGACAGAAAAGUAUAGAAUUAAACCUAUCAUGGAACACUAUGCUUGUAUAGUCAAUCUUUAUGGGAGAGCAGGGUUGAUCAGCGAGGCAUAUUCUUUAGUAGAUAAAAUGGAAUUCGAUGCUGGUCCAACUGUGUGGGGAGCAUUGUUAUAUGCUUGUUACCUCCAUGGGAGUGUAGAUAUUGGAGAGAUUGCUGCUCACCAUCUCUUUGAGUUGGAGCCGGAUAACGAACACAAUUUUGAGCUUUUGAUGGAGAUAUAUGAUGAGGCAGGUAGGCCGGAGGAUGUAGAGAGAGUAAGAAUAAUGAUGGUGGAUAGAGGAUUAUGAUUAAUUGUGUACAGAAUUAAUUUGUACUAAUUACUAUAUACAUCUAAAGGAUGAAGCAUUCUUAUGUUGGCCAAGCUGUAGCUACAACGGGCUUUGAUACCGGAAUUGCAUCAUCCUCAUGUAUUCAUGUAGAUUUUGGUCAUGGGAGUUACUAAUGCUUUUAGCUCAUUUACUCUGUGACUUCAGUGUGUUAGAACAAUUACAGUUGAAUGUCUAUAUAAUUUGAAAGAUAAAUAGAGGAAUUCGAUGCUGAGAAGUCUUACUAUGAACAUGUCCUAAAUAAUAAUGAGCCUUAUGACUAAUGCUCAUUUUCUGGCAGUUGGAAGGUAAAGAUAAGUAGCCAAGAGAAUUGGUGGAAGGUGAAUACGUAUAAUCAUUGCAGAGAGACUUACUGUACGGAAACCAUCCAUUGUAUAAUGAUUAAAGGGCUUUCUUUGGCCAAGGGUACGGCAAUUGCAAAGAGUUAGCAAGUAACACGUUUAAAGUCACUGCCUGGUUGCCUGCUAUGAAUUCUAACUAUUGACUUUUGCUCGUUUUUCUUUGGAAAAGGAAAAAAGACCGUUUCACAUUGGUAAUUCUUAAAGCAUCCGUAUAUGGCAUCCACUUCGGCUUCCAAAUUGGACCUUUCUUUUGUUGUUUUCAUAUUUGAUUUCUGAAAUUUCAAGUCUAUUUUAAGCA